AAGCCCUGGGAUUGGCCUAAAGAAGGGUUGUGUUGCCCCACCGGCUGGGCUUUGGCAUCCUGUCCAACUGCUGUCACAUCCAGACAUAAAAGUAGCCUCGACGUAGUGCUGGGGCAGUGUGCUGGGCUUAGCGAGGAAGCAGCAGCCACCAUGCAGGUGCCAACCAAACUCUACCCCAAGAACUGCCUGCUGACCGUCAUGGACCGCUACUCGGCCACGGUGCGCAACAUGGAGCAGAUGGUGAUGAUCCCCAGCCUCCUGCGGGACGUGCCGUUGAACGGGCAGGGGCAGCAGGCUCAGGAGGGGGCCCCUGAUCUCUAUAAAUACUUCACCAUGCUCAAGGCCAUCCGCGUGGAUGUGGACCACGGGCUGCUGCCCCGACAGGAGUGGUGGUCCAAGGUGGCAGGUGGCAGAGCCCAUGAGUCCGAUCAUGAAGCUGCAGAGACAGAGGACGAGGAGGAGAGGGUCUUGGGGAAGCUGGACCUGGAAGCUCAGUUCCACCUGCACUUUUCCAGCCUUCAUCACAUCCUCACCAAUCUUACCCUGAAAGCUGAGGAGGUGACAAGGAAAUACCAGGAGAUAAUGGGACAGGCCAUGUAGGCCUUGGACUCUAGGGAAGAUCCCAAGUGACAGAAGGCAGACUGUGUGGUGAGGACACGAACACUAGCUCUGAGGCAGAUGGGAAUGGUCUGGACCUGCAGCUGGAAACAUAGGCACCUCGGUGUCCUGCGAUGCUUUCCUGCCUCCCUCAGAGAGCCAGUUUGUGGACUUGGCACCAGGUCACCUUUAGAAUGCUUGCUGCUAUUCACAAGUCCCCUCACUCCUCUCUCCAGCAGGGGUGGUUGCCAGUGGUUCAUGAGGAGCUCGGCAUUACCUGCCAGUGUGUUACCGUAGACCACAAGUUUUCACAGCUGACCAAGUUAAGUUCACAUCCUUUCUCUGAGCGGUCAUUCACAUGAUCCUGGAUGUUAUGUAACCCACUGGAGCCUAAAUUCCUUAUCUCUAAAAUGUGAUAGUAUCACUGAUCUCACGAGAUUGUCAUGAAAAUUUAAAAAGAUGAAUCAAAAGCCCCUGGCAUGUAAGUGCUAUUAUCAAAGGUUGAUUUUUUUUUCCUCCCCCCUCACCUUGUAUUUACUCUAGCUCUUACUUUUUAUCCUCCAGGACUAAGGGAGAGCAAAGUCCCUUAGGAUGAAUGGUUCACACUCUUGUACCUGCCAAGCAUGAAUGAACAAUACUUUUUAUUUGUUGAAGUAGCAAUUAAAAAAAACUUGCAAACAUCUUUGCUUCUAAAGUAAUUUUUCAGACAUGAUUUCAUUUUUAACAGGGGAGACCCAAGAGAAUAGACAUGGGACUCAUCUGAUUUUGCCCAGAAACCAUAUGCUUAUGUUCAUUCUAAUCUGAAAUCAUGUAGAGAAAUAAUCUUACUGAUCUCCCAAAACUAAUCUGAUCAUAAAAUCUGAGCUUGGAAACUUUUUGGACAAAUACGUGAAUUCAAGAAGUCAUUAAGAAUAAGUUUAUUGCAGGUAGAUGGGGAUUUUCCUUUUAAUGACACCAAGCGUGGCUAUAGCCCAUGUUAGCAGCUGAGCCCACUUUCACCAGGGUGAUCCAUCUACAAGCAAAGACCCCUCUGCCAUUACAGUCUUCUGUCCUCCCAGUCCUGAGCCUCUUCCUUUUAAACUACCCUCUAUACUGAUUACUGCAGAGAGCUCAGAAAUACAAACCUGACCAUGUCAUUCCACUAAAACCGUUUUAGUGACUUCCCAUCAUCUAUAGGA
Mustela erminea (ermine) is the source of this 1775-nucleotide messenger RNA. RefSeq names its product thyroid hormone responsive (gene THRSP). Gene Ontology annotation, biological process: regulation of lipid biosynthetic process. The record is from RefSeq and is a predicted model, not a curated record. The transcript has 2 exons. NCBI's taxonomy places the organism in Eukaryota, Metazoa, Chordata, Mammalia, Carnivora, Mustelidae. Gene Ontology annotation, cellular component: cytosol. Bases 151 to 600 code for a protein of 149 amino acids.